Molecule: messenger RNA, 1017 nt
Organism: Aspergillus udagawae
Lineage: Eukaryota; Fungi; Ascomycota; Eurotiomycetes; Eurotiales; Aspergillaceae
Exons: 2
Coding region: 1-1017 (338 amino acids)
Source: RefSeq, a predicted model, not a curated record
AUGCAUCUGCCCACUCUCUUAGUUGCCAGUGCGGUAUCCGUCCUUCCAUGCCUUGCAUUACCAACCACAUCCACCCAAGGGGACUCCCCUCAAUCCGCGAAAGACGCUGUACCUGGAGAGUCAUACUUGUUUACAACCUAUACAGGCAAGAAGACACCACUCGCAGCCAACUACCCCCGGGUCAUUCCUCCCACAGCCCCUAACGGAUCCCCCGCCCCGGAUGAUGUGCUAUUCCAGAAUCUCCUCAGCGCAGAAUGGAUCAUCUACUCCUUCUACCAACAAGCCGUCGAGGUCUUCUCAUCCGCGGACUUUACUAACCUCGGCCUCCCAAACACUACGUACCAACGAAUCGCAGAAAUCCGCGACAACGAAGCAGGCCACCUCCGCAUCUUCCAGGACCAAAUCUCCAACCACUCGCUCAAACCAGGACCCUGCAAAUACGAAUUCGGCUUCAACAAAACAACCCUCGAGACCUUUCUCGCCCUGCAAGUCUACAUUGAAGUCUCAAGCAUGGCCUUCCUCACCGGUCUCUCCCGUCAGGCCAACCGAAACAUCUCCAAAUCCGCCCUCAUGUCAAUCGGCCAAGUCGAAACCCGCCACAACGUCUGGUCCCUCAUUGACGUCUUCAACACCAGCCCCUUCUCCGGCCCCGCAGACACCGUCUAUCCCUACGCGAACCAGAUCCUCGACACCACAAACGCCUUUGUCGUCCCCGGCUCCUGCCCCAAGGCGAACCCUGUCUAUCCCAAUCCCCGCCAGGAUCUACCCCUGCUGGCGUUCAGCAAGAACGAGUACUAUGCUGUGUUCUAUCACGGCCUGAAUACCGUCAGCGUGCCGUUUGAACGGAAGACGAACAGCUCGACCAUCCCGGCGCGGUUUGAGCCCAAAUCAAGUAUCAUCGUGGUGAAUAUUGCGGAUAGUCGGGAUGCGCCCACGGAGGAGAGUGUCGUUGGUGGACCGUUGGUUAUUCUGGAGCAGCCGGGUAGUUUGACGUUGGAGGAGCCGACUGCCGUGUAA